This is a messenger RNA of Arabidopsis thaliana (thale cress), 1168 nucleotides long. RefSeq names its product Immunoglobulin E-set superfamily protein. Gene Ontology annotation, biological process: Rho protein signal transduction. Gene Ontology annotation, molecular function: Rho GDP-dissociation inhibitor activity. The transcript has 5 exons. The coding region runs from base 131 to 802 and encodes 223 amino acids. The record is from RefSeq and is marked reviewed. NCBI's taxonomy places the organism in Eukaryota, Viridiplantae, Streptophyta, Magnoliopsida, Brassicales, Brassicaceae. Gene Ontology annotation, cellular component: cytoplasm.
GCUGUCUCCUCGUUGAACUCAGUUGCAUAACCAUCUCCAGUAAAUCAUGUCGAAUCAAAUCCAACGGUAGAGAUUUUCUACGACAAAUCUGAAUUAAAUCAGAGAACGAAUAGAGAUCAGGAAAGCAAAGAUGGUUUUGAACGAUGAGGAGAUGAAAGCUGGAGAGUCUUCAGAAGAGCCAAAGGGACAAGGGCUAAGCAGGAAAAAUAGCCAUAGCUCUAUGUGUCCGACAGAUGAUGAUGAAGAAGAAGAAGACAAGAAACUCGAACUUGGUCCCAUGAUUGCUCUUAAAGAACAGCUCGAGAAAGACAAGGAUGAUGAAAGCUUGAGGAGAUGGAAGGAGCAACUUCUAGGCAGCGUGGAUCUUGAGGAGGUCGGAGAGACUCCGGAUCCACUGGUAAAGAUACUAACCUUAACAAUUAGGUCACCGGAUAGAGAAGACAUGGUAUUAACGAUCCCUGAAAACGGAAAACCGGCUUCGAAAGGACCAUGGUUCACUCUCAAAGAAGGCUCUAAGUACACUCUCAUAUUUACUUUCCGUGUCACCAACAACAUUGUGUCCGGCCUCCAAUACAGCAAUACAGUUUGGAAGACCGGAAUCAAGGUGUAUAGUAGAAAGGAGAUGUUAGGAACGUUUAGUCCACAGGCGGAACCGUACACUCAUGUUAUGUUUGAAGAGACGGCACCCUCUGGUCUACUCGUUAGAGGCUCUUAUUCUGUUAAAUCUAAGUUCGUCGAUGAUGAUAAUCAGUGCUACUUGGAGAACAACUACACCUUCGACAUUCGCAAAAAUUGGCUGUGAUAUCCAUCACAAAAGUUACUGGAAGAAGAGAAAAAAAUAUAAUAUUAUUCAUUAUUGUUUCUUCAAUUUAAAUUUGUUCAUAUCGUUAUUCGCCUAACUUUUUUUGGAUGAUUCUUCAUCUCACUUGAUAUAGACAAUAUGCUUGUUUGUAUUUCUGUAAGUUACUAUUUUCGGAUUUUAUUCUAUUUUUCAAACUAGCUAGAUACAGAUUUUGUUACAUGUGCAUGUAUAUAGAUGAACUACGUACGUCAUCGUUAUAGAUUCCCUUAUUCGUUUAUUCAUAGUCCAAAACUUCUAUAUAAAACUAAAUUUUGAAACUUAACUUGGUUUGGUUUUCCCUUGGAGAGUUCUAAAUAUAAAGAAAAA